Zingiber officinale is the source of this 2834-nucleotide messenger RNA. Its product is annotated as putative nuclear RNA export factor SDE5. Lineage: Eukaryota; Viridiplantae; Streptophyta; Magnoliopsida; Zingiberales; Zingiberaceae. Bases 791 to 2164 code for a protein of 457 amino acids. The transcript has 12 exons. The record is from RefSeq and is a predicted model, not a curated record.
UCGCCCCCACUCACUCACGGCGUUCUUUCCGAGCACUCACGGAAAGCCUCGAACCUCUCUCUUCCUCUUUUUGUUAAGAAUUAUAACUCCUCUCUCUUUCUCUUUUGUCAAGAAUUAUAACUCUUCACUCUUUCUCUCUCUCACGCCGUUCUUUCCGAGCCCUUAUCUGAAAGCGGAAAGCCUCGAACCUCUCCCUAGUCUUCUUCCUCAUUUUGUUCUUCUCCCCCGACCGACGCCAUUCACCACACGGAAGCCGUCGACACCACCCACAACACGGUUGCCUUUCUCCACGGGCCGCUCGUCCUCCUGCCGGCAGCCCUCCCAUUCUCCUUCUUUUUUCCUCUCCUGAUCGCUCCUCUCCCUCGUGCGUCGUCGCCAUCGCCGCUUCUCCUUCACGCGCAAGAGCCGGAGUUAACCCCCGGCAGCCCUCCCUCUUCCCCUUCUUGAUUUCCCUUGUCCCUUUCCUCUAUUCGGUGGUCGUCGUCACUCGAAGUCGGGAGAAGGGCCGAACACAGUCUCCCUUAUUUUUCUCUCUUUCUUUUCUUCCUCUCUUGUUCUCACACGGAAGCCACCGCUGUCAUCCGAACCGCCGCUGUUGUCAGCCAAGAAAGUGGGACAGUCGGCCCUCUUCUUCCUUUUCCUUUCUCUCAGAUUAUUUCCCACUGCUUUUAGCCGAGCCAAGAGGGACCACUGACCUCUUCGUAUCCUUGUAAAAACGAACGAAGCCAUUAUCACCAAAUUAAAGGUGAACAAGUGGUAUAUAAAUCUGAGGACUAUUUAGUAUCUCAUUAUGUCUGCCUUACAUACUUCUGAAUAUGAUUAUGAAAUGAGGGCUUUGCAAAACUUGUUUGAUGUAUUUGGUAAAGUUUGUUGUCUUGAAGAGAUAGCAUCUGCUUACUGCAAGGCAGGACGUGAUGAAUCCAAGGCAGCUGACAUACUGGCUCGGCAGCAAGGAAGUAGUAGUUCUGGUGAAUCGUAUGCACAAUUUGGAAAGCAAUUUCUUCAAUCAGUGGAGUCACUAGAUGAAGGAAGGCUCAAGAAUUCUGCCUACCAGGGAAAAACUUCCUGUGGAACAAAGCCCAAAAAGUUCAGUGCUUCAGCCGGUUCUAUAUCAAGUGUUCUGGGUAAGAAUUAUGUGAAUGGAGUCUCAUCAUCUUGGAAUAGACCAAAUGUAACACAGAAGCCGCUUAAGAUUGAAAUCAAGGAACCAAUGCCAUGUGGAUAUUAUGAAUCGUCUGUGCUAAAGUCUGUUCAAACAAAUGAUUUUCUUGAAGACAAUGAUGUUGAAGACUUCCUCUUCUCAAUGCUUGGGGAUGGAUUCAAACUUAGCCGGGAUGUGAUACGCAAUGUGCUUGGCAUUUGUGGAUAUGACAUGAAGAAGAGUAUGGAAGAAUUAUUGGAACUAUCUUCCAGAAACUUGGAAAAGGGCAAAUCAGUUGAGUUUGAUGAAUUGGGAAAGCUCACAGGCAAAGGCUUAGAGAUGGAGAACAAUUUUUGCCAAAAUUCUAGUUCCAACUCUUCAUCUAGUGUUAGAGAUAUUCCCAUACACUCUGGCAUGGAACAAAAGAAUGCUAAUCUCCCAAAUGAGGUGCUACAAUCAUUGUUCAAUGUUCCUGAGAGGUCAGAGGAACCACAGAAAACCCGUACACGAAUCGGUACACGAAUCGGUCUGAACAGAACAAGAGUUGUUAAAGAAAAGUCAGUGAAAGAACCACUGGAGGACUUUUACUCAUCAUCCACAAUUGAUCAUUCAAAUAUGAUGCAUGGUGGUCUAGUUACCCAAGAAGAUGAUGAUUAUGAAGCCCUCAGGAGAUCUGUCAAGGAGAAUUGGGGUUUGAUGAAGCAGUAUUAUGAAGCCGCUGCUGAUGCUUUUGUAAAGGGUGAUCCAGCAGUCAACUAUCUUCGAGUGGAAGGUAACAACUAUGCUCAGAAGGCUCGAGAAGCAGAUGAAAAAUCUGCUGCAAUGCUACUACAACCAAGAAAGUCUAGUAACAAAGACAAAGUCACUCUUGAUCUAGAGCCACAUCGUUCAAGGGAAGCUUUGGACUUGGUCAAAUUACACCUCCGUCAAUUGGCUGGUAUUCCAACUUUUAAAUGUUUAAAGCUUGUCUUUGGUGCUGAUGGUGGGGAUAGCAAGAAGGCAAAAACAAGACGUCUGUGCUGAAAUGGAUUUGCAAAUGAAAAAGAAAGAGAGGAUAAGAUAUAAAUAUUGGUAAUUGGUUUGCUACAUUAGCAGGUUUACAUAUCCUUUCUGAUUCUACUUUUAAACCAUCCAUUUUGUCUCGACUUUCCUAUGCAUAUUAUUGUUUGUUGGCUUGCACUGAUACGGCUAUUGCCCACCUCUCCCUUGUAGCGGGUAUGCUGAAAUGGAUUUGCAAAUGAAAAAAAAAGAGAGGAUAAGAUAUAUAUAUAUAUAUGUAUGUAUAUAUAUAUAUAUUGGUAAUUUGUUUGCUACAUUAGCAGGUUUACAUAGUCUUUCUGAUUCUACUUUAAACCAUCCAUUUUAUCCAUGAAAUUUGUAUUAGCAAAAUCUCGCCUCUUCAAAUGAAAUUUCAGCAACUUUACCUAGGUCCAAGGAGAUAGCAGCCAUAGUCCUUACCCUCUAGGAAAAUAGACUUAUUAUUGUUGGUGCAUUUCAUCGAACUUUGAUUUUUUUGUUCUUUUAUUUCGUUAAUAUGGAUUGUACAAUAAAACUGGCUUUUCUUUUGUGCAGUCAUAUAAUACCUAAUCUUGAUGUUAUCGCUGCAUGAAAAGAGUGACAUUACAAUUUAUUCUGUCCAUCAACAACUUGGCAUCAUUUUGUUUAAUGGAAAUCUACAUUUGAUGAGAUAUGU